Messenger RNA from Trichomycterus rosablanca, 2468 nucleotides. RefSeq names its product oxidative stress responsive kinase 1b (gene oxsr1b). Gene Ontology annotation, cellular component: cytoplasm. The transcript is spliced from 18 exons. Gene Ontology annotation, biological process: protein phosphorylation. NCBI's taxonomy places the organism in Eukaryota, Metazoa, Chordata, Actinopteri, Siluriformes, Trichomycteridae. Gene Ontology annotation, molecular function: ATP binding; protein serine/threonine kinase activity. Bases 190 to 1785 code for a protein of 531 amino acids. The record is from RefSeq and is a predicted model, not a curated record.
GGCGGCGGCCGUGGCGCUAGUGCCAAACUUUGGGGAAUGAGAGCAGACAGCCGCUGUUAAAGGGAAGAACUGUUACUGUACGGAUUGUAUUUGUAAAGGAAGGGGAUUUGUGCCACAUUUAGAGAUUUUAGAGCUUGAAUUCGGACUGUAUUUAAAUUAGAAAUACGGCUUUCACACAUUAUUUAAGCCAUGUCGGAGGACCUAAGCUCCCAACCCUGGUCCAUCAACAAGGAUGACUAUGAGCUACAGGAGGUCAUUGGGAGCGGAGCCACGGCGGUUGUCCAGGCCGCGUACUGCUUACCCAGGAAGGAGAAGGUCGCUAUCAAGCGCAUCAACCUGGAGAAAUGCCAGACCAGCAUGGACGAGCUACUGAAAGAGAUCCAGGCCAUGAGCCAGUGCCACCAUCCCAACAUCGUCUCCUACUACACCUCGUUCGUGGUGAAGGACGAGCUGUGGCUGGUGAUGAAGCUCCUCAGUGGUGGCUCGGUGCUGGACGUGAUCAAGCACAUCAUCUCACGGGGCGAGCACAAGACCGGGGUGCUGGAUGAACCCAGUAUAGCCACCAUACUGAAGGAGGUUCUGCAGGGACUCGAGUACCUGCACAAAAACGGACAGAUUCACAGGGAUCUGAAGGCUGGAAACAUCCUGCUGGGGGAGGACGGCUCCGUCCAGAUCGCAGACUUCGGUGUAAGUGCCUUCCUGUCCACCGGCGGUGACAUCACCAGGAAUAAGGUGCGCAAGACGUUCGUGGGAACUCCAUGCUGGAUGGCUCCGGAGGUCAUGGAGCAGGUGAAGGGUUAUGACUUCAAAGCGGAUAUCUGGAGUUUCGGGAUCACAGCCAUCGAGCUGGCCACCGGAGCGGCACCCUACCACAAGUAUCCUCCCAUGAAAGUGUUGAUGCUGACCCUGCAGAAUGAUCCUCCCUCCCUGGAAACAGGCAUCACCGAUAAAGAGAUGGUGAAGAAAUACGGCAAGUCCUUCAGGAAGAUGAUCUCGCUGUGCCUGCAGAAGGACCCGGAGAAAAGGCCGACAUCAUCGGAGCUUCUGAAACAUAAAUUCUUCCAGAAAGCGAAGAAUAAUGAAUUUCUGCAAGAAAAGUUAUUACAGAAGGCGCCCACAAUAACAGAACGAUCCAAAAGGGUAAGACGGGUUCCCGGCUCCAGCGGCAGGCUGCAUAAAACAGAAGACGGCGAAUGGGAGUGGAGCGACGACGAGCUGGACGAGGAGAGCGAGGAAGGCAAAGCCGCCGUCGCUGCUUUACGGUCGCCGAGAGUGAAGGACGGCCUGGGGAGCGCAGAGCUUUUUCAGACAGGAGAGACGUUAGGCACUCACCUCCAGGCGGGCGCUACCAGCCAGGCUGAUCUACCUCCUCCUCAAAUCUCACAGUGCCCACCCAUUGUUCCCAUCCCUGCCCAGGCUCCAGCUCCGGUUCCGACUCCGGCUCCAGUUCCGACUCCGGCUCCGGCUUCAGCUCCAGCAAGCGAUGCCACGAAGUCGCCCAUCAGCCUGGUACUGAGGUUGAGAAACCUGAAGAAGGAGCUUAACGAUAUAAGAUUUGAGUUCAUGCCUGGUCGAGACACGGCAGACGGAGUGUCCCAGGAGCUGGUAUCUGCAGGCUUGGUAGAUGGAAGGGAUUUAGUUAUAGUUGCUGCUAAUUUGCAGAAGAUAGUCGACGAGCCUCAAACCAAUAAAAACGUCACAUUUAAGCUGGCGUCCGGCGUGGAGGGCUCGGAGAUGCCGGACGACAUCAAGCUCAUGGGAUUCGCUCAGCUCAGUAUCAGUUAAAGUUCGCCUCGGGUGCGGGGACCACGACUUGCCUAAAAAUGUGAAAAACACACAAACGAAACGAAGAAAAAAAAACAAAACAACAAAAAAUUCAACAGAACGACGCACAUUUGUUCCCUUGACCCAGCCCUCGGCCACUUUCAGAUACCACUUCUGCCAAAGAAAAGUGUAGCGUAGCAUUGCAUUGCAUUGCGUGAGCCCCUAGGACGGAAACAAACCUCCCCGGGUGGGGGGUGGGGGAUGAGAGAUGGGAAUUUUAUAGGAAUCAGUCGAGUAACGUUUACAGUGUAUGUGUAGGAGAAUUUUGUUUUUCCACGCCCACCGGCCGCGUCUCCCUGCGUUUUUAUUCCCCCCUGUGAUACCUGAGUUCGGUUCACGCAACUGAACCAACUCCCCUCAUCCCGAUCCGUAUAACAAUGCCUUAUAUUCAACAGAGCUACUGACUGCAUGUCUGAGGCAAAACCUCCAUGUUUCCGGAGUUUACCGUGGUUUCAUGUAUUUUUGGUUACAGUUCUAGCACAGGUGGAACCAGCGCUGUAUUCGUUAGCCGUAUCACGCCGCGUCUGUCAAAUAAACAUUUGGGAAAAGUAUCGGAAGUAUCACUCUGUCUUUAGGCGCUCUAGGUUGUUCUGAAUCCUCAUUAUCUGCUGUACAGAAGGAAAUGAAUAAAUUAAAUAAAACAU